Molecule: messenger RNA, 693 nt
Organism: Aspergillus sclerotioniger CBS 115572
Lineage: Eukaryota; Fungi; Ascomycota; Eurotiomycetes; Eurotiales; Aspergillaceae
Exons: 1
Coding region: 1-693 (230 amino acids)
Source: RefSeq, a predicted model, not a curated record
AUGGCCAAUGCGGUAACCGGUUCUCAGCCCAAUCAGGGACGACGGCUGUCGAUAACUACCUUGGGCCUUUCUGGUUCUCCGACCCAAACUUCUCCGUUUGGACCCCGGCACAUUCGACACGGCAGUGUGUCCAGUUCUGUGGGAUCAAAUUCGGCGAACCUGGAGGAAGCCGUCAUGGAAGAUAGUGAGAACGGUCCCCCCAACGCUACCCCUAAUUCCCCCUUUACACGGCGCCUCUCUUUUGGAGCACAGGCGUUGCGCGAUGCCCGUGUGGGGAGCAUUGGCAACGGUAGAUAUCCCUCUCCUACAUCUUCGAUGGCUGAUGGGCGACGAACUGCGUCGCUGACUAGCAUACCUUCUGCCCUUAGCCCCACAAGCUCAAUUGCUGCAAGUACAUACCAAAAUUUGCCCCAGAACGAUAGUUCUAACGCAUCAUGGCGACAAUUAGGCGAAGGCUUCAACUGGUCUGAGGCUCUACGCACCCGGGCCGAGCGAGCGCCGUCUUUGGGUGUCAUUUCACCUAAUUCAGCUCAAAACCAAAAUAUGGUCAACACGAGCCAGCAAGGUCACCAUCAGCGAGCUGCAUCAGUUGCCUCAAUGGAGCAACCGGCUCGGGAAUUACCAAAGCAACCUAAGCAAAAUAAGCCCGACUUUUUCCAGGAGAAGAUUCUUCGAGGUGAUUUCAUGGACUGA